UCUUAUUUUAUUUAUUCCACUGCACACACACCGUCGAUUUUACAACAUCUUGAAAUUUAUGGUGUUGUUUGUUUUGAUGGUGAACUGAAGACUAAAAUUCCACAUUUGGGCAUCUCCAGCUGUGCCCACAAAAUGGACAGAAGUCGUCGGCCAUUGAUUGCUCACUUUAAAGUUGCAACUGGAUUGGCACGCCACCUUCAAGUCGUGGCCUAAUGGUGUGUGUUUGAUAUGUUAAAAAAUCCAAAUCACAUGUCUUCGUUGGACUAGUCUCAGUUUCCGCACCUUGACGUAGAAGCCGGGCAAGUCUAAGUCGUGCACAAGUCUUGGUAACACCAACUUGUUUCCCUAUUUAUGUGAAUGUAAUGAGUUCUAGUUUUCAAUCGGAUUUAAACCGAAAGACGAAAACUACUACAAUUAAGGAGAGAAGUUGUUUCCUACUGUCGAGAAUGUUGUCAAUGAUACACUGCUUGUGUUAUACCUAUAUGAUGAUUAUGGCUAAUUACGUAACUAUAGGUGCAUUAGCAAUAGCUCAUACCAAUUUCAGCACAGAUCAGUCUACGCUUCUUGCUUUCAAAGCUCACAUCACUAGUGACCCUCAAAACAUCUUAACCGCCAACUGGUCCUCUGCCUCCAAUUCCAACAUUUGCAACUGGAUUGGCGUUACCUGUGGUGCUCGCCACCAGAGAGUCACGGCCUUAAAUCUCUCAUACAUGGGUCUUGCUGGAAUUAUUCCUCCGCAUCUAGGUAACCUCUCAUUUCUUGUUGAGUUGGGCCUUCAGAAUAAUAGUUUUCAUGGUCCCCUACCCCAAGAACUGUCUCGUUUGCACCGGUUGAAGGCGAUUAACUUUCAAAACAAUAGCUUUAUGGGAACCAUUCCUUCGUGGUUUGGGUCCUUCCCUAAACUUCAAACCUUCACAUUGGCCGAUAAUGGCUUCUCUGGUUCCAUACCCGUUGCUAUCUUCAACUUAUCUGCACUCAAAAUAAUUAUUUUGAGCGGGAACCAACUAUCAGGGAGCAUACCCAGAGAAAUAGGCAACUUAACAAUGGUGAAGGGCAUAUACCUUGACGACAACAAGUUCGAAGAACUUCCAAACGAGAUAGGCAGUUUACGUCAGCUGGAGGAGUUGUUUGUGCAGGACAAUGCCCUAAAAGGCUCUGCCUUUGUGCCUGUCCUUAACAUAUCUUCAUUGACUACUUUGGCUUUAUCUAUAAACAACAUGAGUGGUAGUCUUCCGGACAAUAUGUGUGAGCGUCUUUCGAGUAUUCAACGAUUUUAUUUGAAUCAAAACCAGCUUGACGGUCUGAUUCCCUCCAAACUGGGGCAAUGCAAAGAGCUUCGUGUAAUCGAAUUAGAGGAUAACAAUUUCCGUGGAAGCAUACCCAAAAGUCUUGGCAAUUUGACCCACUUAAGCAACAUUUUUCUUUCCAACAAUAAUUUAGAAGGUACAAUACCGGAUGAGAUUGGUGAUCUUCCGCAAUUAGAGGAUUUAAGACUGGGUAUUAAUAAUCUCAAUGGUGUCAUCCCAUCCAAACUCUUCAAUAACUCCAUGAUUAGAGUAAUAUCCCUUGUUUUGAAUCAGCUCUCAGGUGGCCUCCCAGCAAACAUAGGUCUUAACGUUCCAAACCUAGAAUUCCUUUCUAUAGGCGCCAAUAACCUCGCGGCCGGGCCACUCCCUAACUUCUCCAAUGCUUCCAAGCUCCGGGACCUAAGCAUGGCCAUAAACUCAUUUACCGGGUUUAUUCCCAUCACACUCUGUUCCUUGAAAAACCUCGAGCGUCUUCACUUGUUCUGGAAUCAUUUGACGAUUGAUGCUUCUACUCUCUCUUGCUUGUUUAAUCUUAGAAAUUUGACAUCAUUAGACUUGGGAGGUAAUCCAUUAAACAUCACGAUUCCAGCUUUUCGUGGGAAUCUCUCUACGCCACUCACAUAUUUUGAUUUAAGCAUUUCCAACAUCAGGGGUAACAUUCCCGUUGAUAUUGCCAACUUGAGCAGCUUGAUAGAACUACAUCUGGAAAUCAAUCAGUUGAGUGGAGCAAUUCCAACAUCAAUACAGAGGCUAAAAAAUCUCCAAGGUUUGUUUCUGUAUGAUAACAAACUGCAAGGACAUAUCCCGUAUGAACUCUGUCAACUAAACAACUUAGCCGUGUUAGGUUUGGGUCGUAAUCGGCUCUCUGGUUCUAUUCCUUCAUGCUUGGGUACCUUGGCAGUAGCUCUAAGAAAUCUAUCGUUACAAUCCAAUUUGUUAACUUCAAAAAUACCAUCUUCCUUAUGGGAACUCAAGUAUAUACUGCACCUAAACUUGUCAUCCAAUUCUCUAGUUGGACCACUCUCAGAAGACAUCGGAAAGUUGAAAGAUGUGGUGGAUAUAGAUUUAUCAAAUAACCACUUCUCCGGAAACAUUCCCGGUAGCAUUGGUGGUCUUCAAAAUAUGAUUAAUUUGUCCUUGGCAAACAAUUAUUUAGAAGGCCCUAUUCCCAGUUCAUUUAAAACCUUGCUAAGCCUAGAAUUCUUGGAUUUGUCCAACAACAAUCUAUCUGGAGUGAUCCCAAAGUCAUUGGAAGCACUCUCGUAUCUCAAGCAUCUGAAUUUGUCUUUCAACAAACUCCAAGGAGAAAUUCCAACCGGCGGGCCUUUCGGAAACUUCUCUGCUGAUUCAUUUGUAUCCAACGGUGCACUCUGCGGUGCUUCCCGACUCCAUGUUCCCCUGUGCAAAAAUAGAACAAAAGUUAAGCCAAAUUGGAGGAAAGCUAAAUAUAUCAUCUUGGGGGUCAUACCAGUAAUACUCCUAGCAACCGCUGUAUUGAUUUUGAUACUAUGCAAGAAAAGGAAUGUUGAAGUUGUAAGAGAAACUGCCUCGCUACAUCAAGUUCUUUGGAGAAGAGUUUCGCGUCUAGAACUUGUAAAGGCAACAAAUGGAUUUCACGAGAGUAACUUACUAGGCACGGGGGGUUUUGGCUCAGUAUACAGAGGAACACUUUCAUACGGGAUAGACAUUGCCGUCAAGGUUUUCAAUUUACAGCUAGAAGGGGCAUUCAAAAGUUUUGAUAGGGAAUGUGAAAUGUUAAGCAAUAUCCGUCACCGGAAUCUUAUUAAAAUCAUAAGUUGCUGCGAUGAACUUGAUUUCAAAGCCCUGAUACUUCAAUUGAUGCCUAAUGGAAGCCUCGAAAAGUGGUUGUAUUCUCCAAACUGCUCCAUGAACAUCUUGCAGAGGCUGGACAUAAUGAAAGAUGUUGCAUUGGCACUGGAAUAUCUUCAUCAUGGUUACUCGAUACCUAUCGUUCAUUGUGAUGUGAAACCAAGCAAUAUACUACUAGAUGAUGAUAUGGUUGCACAUGUUGCUGAUUUUGGCAUUGCAAGACUCAUCAGCGGUGGAGAUUCAUUGACAGAAACCAUGACCCUAGCCACAGUUGGAUAUAUGGCUCCAGAGUUUGGGAUCGAAGGAAGCAUUUCUACGAGUGGCGAUGUGUAUAGUUUUGGUAUUGUACUCAUGGAGACAUUCACAAAAAGGAAGCCAACGGAUGAGAUGUUUGAUGGGGAAAUGAAUUUAAAGCAAUGGAUUGUAGAUUCAUUAUUUCUAAAUGCUGCUAUAGAUGAAGUUUUGGAUGCCGAUAUACUUGGAACAGAGGAAGAUGGUGAUUUCCUGAGCAGGAGGGAUUGCUUAUCAUCCGUUAUGAGAUUAGCUUUAGCUUGCACUGCAGCAUUGCCGGGAGAGAGGAUUAACAUGAAAGAUGUUGCAAUCACACUCACCAAAAUCAAGACUAAGUAUUUGAAGGACUGUGAAGGAGUGAACUCUUAGUUCUUUUCGUUCUCUAUAUUUUUGGAUCCAUUUUCUUAUUGUUUUUUGGAUCUGCAAAGACUACAUUAUUUUCGUA
This is a messenger RNA of Pyrus x bretschneideri (Chinese white pear), 3873 nucleotides long. Its product is annotated as putative receptor-like protein kinase At3g47110. Gene Ontology annotation, molecular function: protein binding; protein kinase activity; ATP binding. The transcript is spliced from 5 exons. The coding region runs from base 363 to 3797 and encodes 1144 amino acids. Gene Ontology annotation, biological process: protein phosphorylation. The record is from RefSeq and is a predicted model, not a curated record. NCBI's taxonomy places the organism in Eukaryota, Viridiplantae, Streptophyta, Magnoliopsida, Rosales, Rosaceae.